CAAUGUCCCUAAAAGAAUCUCUAGAAACCAACAAACCACCAACAGCACUAACACCUCUACUCUCCAGUCCUACGAUCCAGCAGGAAAGUCUCACGCUUCUAAAAAAUGAUCACACCCUCACGUUCGUGUUCCUGAAGAACGCUGUGGGCUUGGCGCUCAAGAAACAGCUCAACAUGGAUGUACAGUAUCUGAACGACAUCUAUACGACGAUGAUGGACGUGUUGUACACGUGCAGUGAUUUUAAUUUUCGUAUUGUGUGCCAAUUUAUUGAAAUUGUGUCAGGUACGAUACGCGUACGGCUGGAAAAUGUGCAUGCACCGGUAGACCGUGUACAGCGAGAACGCUUUCUUUAUGUGCUCUAUUUUAUAUUUGUGCGAUACGAGAGCGCAGCAAGCACGGAAGAGCUGUUUGAGGAGAUUGAUUACUAUGUAGAGAUGACGAGCAGCUUUUUGAUGGAUAUGUUGCGUAGCGGGGAGUGUGCACCGCUUGUUAUGAACGUGCUGCAUGCGCUUAUCUACCAGGAGAUGCACCACAUGUUUGAGGAGUGUGGACUUGUGAAUGAGCUCAUGAAAUGCGGUGACAACCGCAUACUGGGUCUUUGUUUGAAGAAAUACACCGAACUUGUUGAUCUGAGAGCACUGCUGAGCAGUGCCCUGCACAAUAAGAACUAUGAGUUGGUAGCGCUCGUUCUGGAACGAACCGUAGGCAGGGAAAUACAGGGGCAGAUCCUCAGUGGAUCAGGCAAUAACCUGGCUAUGAAUGCCUCUGAUAUUAAUUUGGGCCACCAAAAUAAUCUAAAUAGCGCUGGAACGGAUGCGCAUCGUGCGGUUAUCGAUCAAACAGCACAGGUAAAAGCGGCGAUCUUCAACGAAAUAAAAAACGACCUUGUAAUGACAGACAAGGAAAAGAACGCUCUGGUACAGGACGAGCUUGCAUACUUCAAAGACAUAAUGAGCACAGAUACAUACAGGGGGCACAUGCAUACACUGCUACGCAUGCUCAUCACACCCGACAACAAAGCACUCAUCCAUACGUGUCCGGACACAGAGAGUGCGUUAUUCGUUGCUGCCAUUACAGGGCUGCACAUCGAUGCCCGUCCCACGGAUCGCUUCUGUACGUGUACGUUCUACCGCAUGCUGCUAAGCUGUAAGAUGAGCACACAGCCGUUUAAUUUUGAGAGUGUGGCUGGUCGAGCAUACUCAUGUAUGAAGGCAGAACAUGAAAUGAUCACAAUCGAUGAGAACUGCGUUAUGCGGGUUGACGAAUACAACGCAUAUUUGAUGAGAGCGAGUGUGUGGCACAAAACGAGGAGGGGCGAAGCAGUAAGCAGCGCUGUGGUGGAGAGCGUGAGGACGUAUGUCAUGGCAAGCUGUGCAGAGGUAAGUAAUGUGAAGGUGUUUUGGUAUUUUGUGGAUGUUCUUGAACUGUGUGGUGCACAGCUACACGAGUUAGUGGAACGCGUGCUGUCGGGCGGUAUUACUGAGCUCAUAGAAAUUGCGCUGUUCGUGGCUAUGAAGCGAUACUGCAACGAGAGGAACGAGCUCACGAAGACACUCCUGCUCAGCGCUCUUGAAAGGUACGCUGAACACGUGCCGAACGAGACAAAGAAUCUUGUACUGCUCGUGACCGGCAAUCACUGCACGUAUUACGAACGGUUCCUGGCUGUGCCGGGUGUUACAUACGAAUACGUGCUUGAGGACGACCAGCUGAUCAUAAGUGCUCCGUUCAACUGCAGUAUCACUCACAAGGAGCAGAUCGUGAUCUUCUGCGCGGUGCACAGCACUGAUCGUCUUGUGUCUGUGGCCCGCGACUUACUGAGUACCCUCACGAGCAGUAGCAUGCGUAUGGGAUACGAAAGGGAGAUGAAACGGGCAGUGCAUACGAUACAAAAGAUGGAUGAGCAUGUCGGUACGGCACUGAAGGCAAAGCUUCGAAAUGUGUGGUAUGGAAUGGAUUUGAAUGACAGGUGGCCGCUGUUCAUCUUAGAUUUGUUUUGUCUCGAUGGGUACAACGUAAAAUAAAUCGCUUGUAUUAGA
Molecule: messenger RNA, 2036 nt
Organism: Vavraia culicis subsp. floridensis
Lineage: Eukaryota; Fungi; Microsporidia; Pleistophoridae
Exons: 1
Source: RefSeq, a predicted model, not a curated record